Molecule: messenger RNA, 511 nt
Organism: Zingiber officinale
Lineage: Eukaryota; Viridiplantae; Streptophyta; Magnoliopsida; Zingiberales; Zingiberaceae
Product: CASP-like protein 1B2
Exons: 2
Coding region: 44-511 (155 amino acids)
Source: RefSeq, a predicted model, not a curated record
UCUCUUCUUAGUAGUAACGAUCACAGAUUCUUCCUCUCCGGCAAUGGCAGACGAGAACGGGAAGCAAACUGAGACGGAGAGCAGGCCGUGGCAUCAAACGGUAACCCUCUUACUCGUAUCACUAAGGUUGGCAAUUCUUGUGGCCACCUCCACGGUUGCAGGGCUCAUGGCAUUCAACAAGGAGACAAAAACAACCACAGUGGUCGUGGUAGGGACCAACCCCAUUCUCCAGUCCUUCACUGCGGCAUUUCAGCAAACACCUGCCUUUGUAUACUUCGUGCUUGCCAAUGCCAUAGCGAGCCUGUAUAACCUACUGGCGAUGCUGCUCCAGCCAUGCUUGAAGAACAUAGGGCGUCAAGUUUUAGUGCAUCUUUUGCAGCUCCGGUCGGGCCCUCUUAAAUUAUGGGCCCAGGGUCGUCGCCCAGUGCCGCCCUCCUCCAAGGCCGGCCCUGCGCAUUGUAGAUUAAAUUUACUAAUGGUAGAUAACUUUAGAACGUUGAUGGUAGAGUGA